CUCGCCACAACCCACCCUCGCCAUUUUCUACUCAUAUUUAUAUUGUAUUUAUAUUUAAGCAGCAAAUUUAGCAAAACUGAAGUGAGAAUAUCGUACAUGACUAAAUCGUUUUAUAUAAAUUUAUAUAUAAUUAAGUUUAAAGUAUGAAACAAACAGCAGGUCAGACUGUGGACAACGUCAGCGUCAGCUCCAAGUCUCACAUUUGUUUUGGCUGCAGUUCCACUGUUGACCAGCAGCAGCUUCAGACACAGAAACCACCAAAUUCUUUCAUACAUUUUUUUUUUUACCCAGGAUUCAUUUUGAUGUCGAUCAAAGUUUAAAAAAAAUUUUAAAAAAGAAAUAAAAGUAAAGCAGAAUUUUUAGUUACCCAGAGGUCGUCGACAGGUCACAGGGAAGAAUAUCAUUUUUUCGAUGUGUUUUCAGAUCUUGACUUGAUCCGUUGGAUUUCAGCCAGAUACAAAUUUAAAAAGUGAGUGUGACGUCUGUUUGUUGUUACACACCGCUAACAACAGUCAUUAACAUUUUUAUUACUCCUCACCUCCACUAGUUGGCUAGCUUCUUUUAUAAUGUAUUACUAACAAUGCUGCCACCUGUGGUUAAAUAUUUUUACAUCACAACACAUUUUCACAAGUGUCCCUGAUCAGGCCGCGCCCCAGAUGUUUACACUCGUCAACGUGUACUUUUAUAUGUGCAUGUGUGUGUGUGUGUGAGUGUGUGUCGAGACCGUGGAAACCUGGCUGCGGGCCAGAGAAAGAGCCAAUCAGCGAGCGCACUGUGUGUCAGGAAGUACUCUCGACCUCUCUGACGUCAUCCCAGGAUCGUCUAGGAACUCACCUGCGCCGAACCGCAGGGAGGACCAACACCUGCCGAACACCUGGACGGAACAGACCGGAGGACCGGCCGGAGAAACACCGGAAAAAAAGUUUGAGGAGAACCGGAGAGUCUCCUCCAGAGCCGAGCUUUACCGAAACCCACCUCCCCUCCCUCCCCCCUCCGUCCCUUCCUCCCUCCCUCUCGGCUCCGCCGCUGCUGCUGCCGCCCAGCGACAUGGUGCGGACAACAAGUGUUCACCUGCUGCCGUAGACCCUGGAGGAUUAUCAUGGAAACUGUUGCGGUUCUGAUGCGGUUCUGAUCCUCGAGUUAAUGGGACAUAGAACAGCGCCGUAAAACGAGAGAGAAGCUCGAAAAGAUGUCGGUGAACGAACUGUAUACAAAGUACACCCGGGUCUGGAUCCCUGACCCUGAGGAUGUGUGGAAGGCUGCGGAGAUCACCAAGGACUACCAGGAGGGGGGGCCGGUUCUUCACCUCAUGCUGGAAGAUGAGACGCCUCUGGAGUACCCCGUGGGUCCGAAGACUAACCCCCUUCCUUUCCUCCGUAACCCCGACAUCCUGGUGGGGGAGAACGACCUCACUGCUCUCAGUUACCUCCAUGAACCCGCGGUGCUGCACAACCUCAAAGUUCGCUUCCUGGAGUCCAACCACAUCUACACGUACUGUGGUCAGUCUGUCGUCCGACCGUUGUUAUCGGAACACGUUAGCAUAAAUAAUUAUGUAAUAUCUGUACAAAAAGUUAUCGUUUAUUUUGUUCCUCUGAUAAUGAAAACCCCAUAAUGCCUGGGAUUGGGC
Cynoglossus semilaevis (tongue sole) is the source of this 1627-nucleotide messenger RNA. Its product is annotated as unconventional myosin-Vb-like. The coding region runs from base 1190 to 1612 and encodes 140 amino acids. The transcript is spliced from 3 exons. Gene Ontology annotation, cellular component: myosin complex. Gene Ontology annotation, molecular function: ATP binding; cytoskeletal motor activity. Lineage: Eukaryota; Metazoa; Chordata; Actinopteri; Pleuronectiformes; Cynoglossidae. The record is from RefSeq and is a predicted model, not a curated record.